UAGAUUCUCAGCUAGUGGUGCUCUGUAGUAAGAGAAUGAGAACAUUUGGUUCAGUUGAGUGUAUGUCCUGUCCUUGUAGGUUUGAUUCCAGAUGGAUGAUUUACUGCUGGGUGGCUGGUGAAGUGGCUGCUGAGCUAGGAGUCGAGUAGGCUGGAGGAAACCCCAAAGCUAUGUGCAAAUGUGUGAAGACCCAGUCAUCCAUGCCAUUAUUAUGAGCCCGUCCUCCCCUCAGCAGCCCCCACUGGUAAGUGUCUCAUUCUAGCGUUCUACCUUCUAAUAUUCCUGACAGGCUAAUAUCAGUCCAUUUACUGAUAAUAUGAUGCAUUCCCCUUUGUAAACAGAAGAAUGGACUUCCUGUGGGGGUUUGCUUGGUAGUAGAUAUGCCCCUAUAGGUGCAAACUUUCCAAGGGUCAUGUGACUUCCAGUCUGGUGUCAAUAACCCAGUUUUUUUUAGAUAUAUAUAUUUUUUAACCAGAAACCGCAACAGACGCUGUCUGAUAAUUAGGCAGACACAGUGUGUGUGUGUGUGUGUUUGUGUGUGUGUGUGUGAGAGAGAGAGAGAGAGAGAGAGAGAGAGAGAGAGAGAGAGAGAGAGAGAGAGAGAGAGAGAGAGACAGAGGAAGGAAGGAGGGCAGGCGGGAGAGAGAGAGGUAUAGAGAGUGAGAGAGACAGAGAGAGAGAGAGAGGAAGGAAGGAAGGUAGGAAGGAAGAGAGAGAGAGAGAGAGAGAGAGGUAUAUAUAUAUAGAGAGAGAGGUAGAGAGAGAGAGGUAUAGAGAGAGAGAGAGAGAGAGAGAGAGAGAGAGAGGUGUAUAUAUAUAUAUAGAGAGAGGUAUAUAGAGAGAGAGGUAUAUAUAGAGAGAGAGGAGAGAGAGAGAGAGAGAGAGAGAGAGAGGUAUAUAUAGAGAGAGGUAGAGAGAGAGCGUGAGAAUAGAGAGAGUGAGAGAGAGAAGUUCUUUCUCAUUAAGCGACCAACCAGGUUCAGCUUAGCACACUGUCUGAACACACACACAGAGCGACAGCUUAGCACACUCUGUCUGAACACACACACAGAGCGACAGCUUAGCACUCUCUGUCUGAACACACACACAGCGACACACACACAAAUAAAAAGCAGAAGUGGUGAGAGGCACAGGGUUUGGGGCAACGUGGUUGGCUAUGGCUCACGGCUCUGACAGCGAUGACUCCAAUUACACCAAGUCUCCUUCGCCAGCGGGCAGCAGGCGGGGCUCCUCAGACAACAUAAAGAAAGUAAUGAGAAGAGAGAAGAACCGUAUCGCUGCCCAGAAGAGCAGGAUGAGACAGACCCAGAAGGCAGACAGUCUACACCUGGAGAGUGAGAACCUGGAGAAGGAGAACGCGGCUCUGAGGAAGGAGGUGAAGAAACUCAAAGAAGAAGCCAAGUAUCUCUCCUCUGUCCUGACUACCCAUGAGCCUCUCUGCACUGGCCUGCCCCCCCAGAUGACCCCGGACCUCAUCUACUCCCCCCAUCAUCACUCCGUCUCCCCCCACCAUCACGGGAGCAAUGUCUUCCACCACCAGCACAGCAUCGCUGUGUCGCACUUCCAGCACUGAUCACCACCGACCACCAGGUGGUGCUGAAGAGAAGCGGGAGAGGUUUACUGACCUUGAUAUAGUGGGUGAAGAGAGCCACUUGAACUAGCCUCGCUAAACCAGGUCAGUCUGGUUUCAAGAGGCUACACUUGAGCAGGAUGAAGUUAAUGAAUGGUUUCUUUGUUUCAACGGGAACAGACAGCACUCAUGAAUGAUGUCUUUGCAUCAGAUCAACAAUUUUCUGAUAUUAAAAGAUGACAAAGGCUUCUUUUACACAGGCAGCCAAAUUCUGAUCUUUUGCCCAAUUAUUGUAAAAAUGUCUGAUUGGUCAAAAAAAUAAUUAAUGACAAAAGAUCAGAAUUGUGUAAAGGCACAUAGAUGGUAAUUUCCAAUGUAUGACUCGACCAUAGAAUCAAUACCUUGACUAUGCCAAUAGUCAACAUCUACAGGACAUAAAACCAGCAUGAUUGAAUGACUUUUUUAUUGUACUAUUGACAUUUAUACAACAAUGAAAUGAUUCCGUGUUUACGUUUCAAGUCAUUUAUAUAUGCUUAUUACAAUGCUUUGCCUCUAGGACUGGGACGAUACUAGUAUCACGAUACCUGUUAGUAUUGUGGCAAGGGAACAAAACACAAAGCAGAUUUAACUUCUUUAGUAAAACAGUCUUAAUGUUGGAAACGAACAUCACUAUGUUAUCAUCCAGAGUCACAUGUAGUUAUUUUCCAGGCUAUAUCACAACAUAUGUUCCAUACAGCAGGUUUAGUACCAGGCUAUAUCACAACAUAUGUUCCAUACAGCAGGUUUAGUACCAGGCUAUAUCACAACAUAUGUUCCAUACAGCAGGUUUAGUACCAGGCUAUAUCACAACAUAUGUUCCAUACAGCAGGUUUAGUACCAGGCUAUAUCACAACAUAUGUUCCAUACAGCAGGUUUAGUACCAGGCUAUAUCACAACAUAUGUUCCAUACAGCAGGUUUAGUACCAGGCUAUAUCACAACAUAUGUUCCAUACAGCAGGUUUAGUACCAGGCUAUAUCACAACAUAUGUUCCAUACAGCAGGUUUAGUACCAGGCUAUAUCACAACAUAUGUUCCAUACAGCAGGUUUAGUACCAGGCUAUAUCACAACAUAUGUUCCAUACAGCAGGUUUAAUACCAGGCUAUAUCACAACAUAUGUUCCAUACAGCAGGUUUAGUACCAGGCUAUAUCACAACAUAUGUUCCAUACAGCAGGUUUAGUACCAGGCUAUAUCACAACAUAUGUUCCAUACAGCAGGUUUAGUACCAGGCUAUAUCACAACAUAUGUUCCAUACAGCAGGUUUAGUACCAGGCUAUAUCACAACAUAUGUUCCAUACAGCAGAUUUUCAAAUGACCAAAGAAUCUGAUCUGGUUCGUGUUUUCCUUUUUUUUUGCCAUAUAAAUAAAUAUCACAAUACUGGUAUCAUCCCAGCCUUUAGUUUUAUUUGUGUGCAUUUCUCAUGUUCUACCACUAUUGCAUAUGACUGAUUGGAGCAUUGAAAAAUAGCUUGGAUUACUCAAUGAUGUGUACAUUAUCUGACUAUUUUCUCACAAAACAGCUGCUUUUCUAGUCCGAUUUGAAUACAUGUACAUUCUGCCUAAAGUGAAACAGUUUGAAAAUAACUUUGUUAAACUCAAGAGUCUACGUUCGAAUCAUCUUGAAUUCGUUUUUUUUUUUUUUUAAAAGACUAUUUUUUUAAUGGUCACAAGGUGGUGUCGUGUACCUACCUAUAUGUAAUUAAGGGUAAGCCUUGUUAAGGAACCGUAUGUAUUGUAUACUCUGAUAUAAGUGAUUAUCUUAUAGACUGGUACUGAGACAGGACAUAAUAAAGGUGAAAUAAAUAAAAUAAAUAAAAUAAAUACAGGUUUAGUUUACCAUCA
Molecule: messenger RNA, 3450 nt
Organism: Oncorhynchus keta (chum salmon)
Lineage: Eukaryota; Metazoa; Chordata; Actinopteri; Salmoniformes; Salmonidae
Product: basic leucine zipper transcriptional factor ATF-like
Exons: 8
Coding region: 1157-1573 (138 amino acids)
Biological process (GO): regulation of transcription by RNA polymerase II
Cellular component (GO): nucleus
Molecular function (GO): DNA-binding transcription factor activity, RNA polymerase II-specific; RNA polymerase II cis-regulatory region sequence-specific DNA binding
Source: RefSeq, a predicted model, not a curated record